UUUCUUAGAGGGUGUUUCAUACCCUCUCAGCUUUUUCAGCACAACCAUUUCCAGGUGCAUGGAUGACCAACCUAUGCUAUCCUGGUUAGAACCUGUUAGGCUGCUGUGAAAUGUCCUUUUUCAUGGCUUUGCCUUUGCUUCUGUCUAGUAAGGACUUUUGGGAGAACAGGGGAAGUGAUCCUUAGCUCCUAGAGGGGGAAGUUGAUGUAUACAAGGUUAUUAGCAUAGGAAUCUUUGAUGGAAAGAGUAAGAUAUGCUGGGGGGACCAUCUCCUGGACCCUCUGGUUUUUCAUUAGGCACUUAGUGGCAGUUUUGUGUCUUUCUCGCAUAGAAGAUCAAGUGAACACAAUUAUCUGUUGAGAUGUCAAAGGGGAUAGUUUUUAAGGUCUGAUUCUGAUCACAAAUUUCACAUUCCCUGUGUGGUUUCACAGGUACUUCAGCUCAUGUAAGUAUAGACUGCAACCCAUAGGAGGUUCUUGCCUUGUUGCUUAUGCCUGUGCAGGUGAGAAUCAGGGUUCCCUGACUUACAGACUGAUCAAGCUAAAGACAAACUGUUUGUUUUUCUAUCCAGCUUUGUGGGUGCACAAAUGAAUUUGCAGGAGCAAGGGAAAUGGGGCUGGUGCUGAAAUGGGGUCUUAUCUGAGUUCAGGGUAAUCUGCAGUGAGGCUGUGUAAGAGUGCAACAAUGCAUUUUUACAUUAUCUAUUUUCUUGCAUAUAAAUAUAAUUUUAAACCACAUUUUUAUAUAUGUUCAAAAAUUAAAUGAAACAGUAGUGCCCAUGCUUCUCUUCUACUUCUGUGAAUCACUGUGUGCCUCAUCAUCAGGUGGACAGCACAGGAUAUGUUCUUCUUAUAAAAAUAUUAUAGAAAGACAAAUUAGAUGUGCUUUGAGAUCCCCUCUCUUGGCAGAUUGUGCAAGUCAACUGACUUGGAAGUUAUUCUGUAUUGCAUUGCACGUAGUGAAAAGUCAAGGUUAGAGUAGCAAGCACUCAGAGGUCAAAAAAAGUGCCCAGACUGGAGUAGUACCUGUGUCCUUAAUCAGCUAAUUGGCCUUUUAAAUAAGCAUUGUGAUUUCUUCUUAAUCAGGCAGUUGUGUGCUCUGCUCAUCCCAUCUGAGCUGCCUGGUUUGUUUCUUUCCUUUUCUCCCACAAGCACAGAGCUUAUUCAUUUUGGGUAAAAUGUUCAGACUCUGAAAUGUGACCUUGUUGAGCUUGACUGGAGCCCUGUACAAGCUUGGGGCUGUUUGUUGACCAUCUGCUUACAGGGCACCGACUCUUUGAUUCAGUGGAUCACCAAAUGUUUGUAAAAAGGUUUAAUCACUUCGGAUUUCAGUGUUUUCUUAAUUUCUCUGUGCCUAAAGGUUUUUGUGGGUUUGGUGAAUUCUGACUGGCAUGCUGGGUAUGGGAUGGCACUCUCUGUGCUUUCCAUUAGGAUAAGAAAUGCAGGUGCUAAGUUUGAAUUGGAUAUCCAGAACUCAUGCUUUAGAGGAGGUGUGUUUCUUCCUUCUGUGGUUGAAAUACAGAUACUGAAGCCAUGGAAAAUCUUACAGAGGCCUUGAUUAUUGCAGUGUAACCCAGGUACUCCACUCGCUGUCAGUAGAUUUCCCCAGUCUGUCCAUCAGGGAUUAGCUUGUAAUGUGUUGGAGAUGUGAACAUCUCAGUGGAGUGUUAAUGCUGGGAUUUGUAGUCUCAGAACUUAGUAUUGACAAAAAGCUGCAGCCUGAUUUUAUUUGCUCUUGCAUUUGACAGUGUCACAUUGGUGCUGGGCAGGGUUUAGCAUUGAACUUGACUUGCAGAGUUUGUGUGUGGCUCUCUACUUGCUUGUUUAUAUAGUGUGACAUGCAUAGGAACAACUGCUUUUAUUUCUGACCUCUCAGUCUUUGAGAGGGACUGUAUCAAAAACAAGUCUAGUAAGUACCUAGUGAGCUCUGAAAUGGGUGAGCUCCAGAAGAGGAGCAAAAGAAAAGAAAAUGUGACAGAACCCUCUGCAAGAGUCGUGUCAAGUAUUUGUGUUACGUGCUGUAAACUGAAGGAGCCCUUCAGCUAUAUGGAGGAGCAGCUAGCAGUCUCCCUCAUUUCUAUUCCUGAUGUGACAAGAAUGCAGAGCAGGAUGCUGGCCAGUGUUUAAUCUCAGGCUGACUUGCUUCUGGGGUCCUGCUCCGUCUUGACUGUGAGAAGUUGGCUCCAUAUUCCAGUGAUUGCUCAGCCAAAGGAGCUUGGGUGACAUCUACAAGAUCACUGCAAGGAAGCAAAUUGCCAGGAUUUCCCCCCUUUGGCUGCCUGACCACUGCUGAGCUACCCCUCCCAGCCCAUGUGGCUCUCCCCAUGCUCCAGGAGUGCAACGGGUGCCCAACGCGAUGUGUGUUUGUCAAACCAUGGAAGUGGGCAAGUAUGGCAAGAAUGCCACUCGCUCUGGAGACCGGGGGGUCCUGCUGGAGCCUUUCAUUCACCAGGUGGGCGGGCACAGCAGCAUGAUGCGCUACGAUGACCACACUGUCUGCAAGCCCCUCAUCACCCGGGAGCAGCGCUUCUAUGAGUCCCUGCCCCCAGAAAUGAAGGAGUUCACACCUGAGUACAAAGGUGUGGUAUCUGUCUGUUUUGAGGGAGACAGUGAUGGCUACAUUAACCUGGUGGCCUAUCCCUUUGUGGAGAAUGAGGCUCUGGAGCAGGAUGAUCUGCCAGAGAGGGACCAGCCACGGCGCAAGCACUCACGCCGGAGCCUUCACAGGUCAAGCAGCGGCACCGAGCACAAGGAGGAGAAGCCUGGCCUGGCCAGUGACAGCACCGAAAGCAGCAUCCAGGAAACGAAGAGUCCCAGGGUGGACUUGCACAUCCACUCAGAUGUUCCAUUUCAGAUGUUGGAUGGGAACAGCGGCCUGAGCUCCGAGAAGAUCAGCUAUAACCCCUGGAGCCUGCGCUGCCACAAGCAGCAGCUGAGCCGCAUGCGGUCGGAGUCCAAGGACCGGAAGCUGUACAAGUUCCUCUUGCUGGAGAACGUGGUGCAUCAUUUCAAGCUUCCCUGUGUGCUUGAUCUGAAGAUGGGGACCAGACAGCACGGAGAUGAUGCCUCUGAGGAGAAGGCUGCUCGGCAGAUGAAGAAGUGUGAACAGAGCACUUCUGCCACCUUGGGUGUGCGUGUGUGUGGGAUGCAGGUCUAUCAGCUGGACACAGGGCAUUACUUAUGCAGGAAUAAAUACUAUGGGCGCGGCCUUUCCAUCGAAGGCUUCCGCAAUGCCCUCUACCAGUACCUCCACAACGGCAUUGAGCUGCGCAAGGACCUCUUUGAGCCCGUCCUCGCCAAACUGCGCAGCCUGAAGGCGGUUUUGGAGAGACAGGCCUCCUACCGCUUCUACUCCAGCUCCCUCCUCAUCAUCUACGACGGGAAGGACAGCCGUGCGGGGACCUUGGUGGAGCGCCGGCCGGAGGCGCGCCUGAAGCGGGUGGACGGCCCCGUCCCGGAGAGCCUCCAGGACGGCGGCAGCUCGGAGCCCGGCUCCUCGGCCCAGCCCAAGGUGGACGUGCGCAUGAUUGACUUUGCACACAGCACCUUCAAGGGCUUCCGCGAUGACCCCACUGUGCACGACGGACCCGACAUGGGCUACGUGUUCGGGCUGGAAAGCCUCAUCAACAUCAUGGAGCAGAUGCGUGAGGAAAACCAGUAGCUCUGGGCUGUGGCCUCUAAUUCUUGUCCUGGUGGCAGGAGCAGACAAGACCACCCACUACUACAGGAAAAACACAGACAAAUUUGGUUUUAAACAACUGUAUCGCUCUGUUGUUUUUUAAAUGUACUUGGAUAGAAGAGCUGAGGUGAGGCAGGAUGGAAGAACUCCUCGUGCUGACCAGAUGGUUCUGACCACACUUGCUCUGCCUUCUGGAGGAGGCUCUGCAGAUGCCUGCUGGGUGUCAGGUGUCCCGGUUCUUCGCUCAUCAUAUGUGCGUUCUGGAGGGAGGACCUGCACAUAGGGAAGAGAAAGCAGGAGGGCCCAGGGCCCUUGAUGAGGCUGGAGCUCUGGUGUGAGGAGCCUUCUGCCUCAGGAGCUUCCCCUUCGAAUUUCUCCUGAGUUGUUUGACGGUUGGCAGCGUCUGUGAGGCCACCGGUGAGAAGUCAGGUGCCGGUCUCUGUGUUCGGUGUCGCUGGCUCUGCCCUGGGUUUUGCCGAUGGGGCUUUGCUUUUGAUGCUGCCUUUUUCUGCUGUUUGGGCACUGUGAGUAGCUACCCCAAACACGGAAAUGAAAUGACCAAAUGCAAUCCCUGGCAGAGCUGUGGCCUGGAGGGAAUGCCACACACGUGGAGCUGUGCUCGAGCCUGGGGUCUGCUUGCUCCCUGAUGGCAUGGCAUGGCGUGGGCAGGCACAGGGCUCUGCAGGAGUGACUCUGCCCUGGACCACUGACUUGAAAGCGCUCAGCUCGUGGGCUAGCAAUAGUAUCUGUAGCAGUUAACAUGACCCCAUCUGUGCAGUGGGGCAUUUUGGACCAUUUCAACCCUUCCCCUCCUGUAAAGUACAGAAUAUGUCCCUCCAGCACAAAGCUGCCCUCUUCCCCUGGGGACCCUCUGCCCCCAGGCCCUGCUCUUCCAACAGGUCUGGGGGUGGUGGAAGGGGAGGCUGAGGCUUAGGGCUGAUCCCCAUCUCCUCCCUGACAGUCUCUAGAGGCCAGGUGAGGGGUGACUUAGCUGAGCAGUGAGUGCCACUGUCUUGACUGUUCAGUACCACUGCCUGACUGUUCAGCUUUGCUUCACAGAGUCAGUGUCCCCCAAAAUAAAUGUCCCCAACCUCCUUUGAUGAGGAAUUAACGUUUGAUACUGUGGCCUGGUGGUACCGGCCCGAACCCUGCUCCACCUCAGCUCCUGUUUCUGUGCUGGAGCCCUGGCUGCUCCCUCCUGCUCUCACUGACUUGUUCCAUGGCAUUACCAUUACCCUGUGUACCCACAAGGCCAGGGUUGGGGUUUUUUAAAUUACUUCAGGGAAGCUUGUUUGGGGAAUACUUGCAUGUCGCAUGUGUGCCGACUCCAUGUGCGCAGAGGCCGCUCGGAAAGCACGGCUGCCACAUCUCAGGCACAGGUCUGUGGCACUGGUGUGGAAGGGGACGGGAGAGCUGCCCACUUUGUCUGCCUGUCUCCCCGCUCCUCAAAGCCUGCCCAAGCCACUGCUCCCCUCCCACCCUCUGGAGAAGGAUCUUUAUCCAUGGCACGCUGCCCUGCACUGGGUUACUUCAUUGCUCCUGCGGGUCCCUACCUUGCCCAGACUCGCAGGAUUUUCAGGGAGCAGGUUUGCAGGAGGCAGCGAGGCUGGGUGAGCGCAGGGGUGUAGGUACCCACAACAGCCGUAUUAUUCCCUGGCCCUGCCCUAGCGUGGCCCAUUGCCGCCCACCUCUGCAUGUCCUUGUCCCCGCGGGCUGUGCUCGGGUGAGUCACGCCGCACGGCCGGGAGAGCCCCUUGGUGUCCCCCCGCGCUCAUUCCUGCCUUUCCCCGCCUCACUGGGCCGUGACGGCCGGGCCACGCUGCCGGUGCUCAGUGGGAACCGCCUCCCUCCCUUCGGACCACCGCGGUGGGACUCUACAGCUUGUACAUAGCCUUGGCCCCGUUUGUUUUUACAUGAAUAACCACCCUGUUUGUGCUUCACAGAGAACCAAAAACCAUUAAAGGAUCUGUUUUUGUCCGCGG
Vidua chalybeata is the source of this 5660-nucleotide messenger RNA. RefSeq names its product inositol hexakisphosphate kinase 1 (gene IP6K1). The coding region runs from base 2356 to 3660 and encodes 434 amino acids. Lineage: Eukaryota; Metazoa; Chordata; Aves; Passeriformes; Viduidae. The transcript is spliced from 7 exons. Gene Ontology annotation, biological process: phosphatidylinositol phosphate biosynthetic process; inositol phosphate biosynthetic process. Gene Ontology annotation, cellular component: cytoplasm; nucleus. Gene Ontology annotation, molecular function: inositol hexakisphosphate kinase activity. The record is from RefSeq and is a predicted model, not a curated record.